AUGGCGACUUCCUUGCUGGGUUUUUACGGCCGCUUAGAGCCCACAAUUUCACAGCAAGGAGCGUUUCCUGUGAAGAUUUCAGCUUCAAGAAAAACUACGCAAAGCCAUGAGCGUCGAAUCGAAUGCAGUUUAAAGAGAAACUCAAGCUCUCUAAUCGGAAGAACGAUUAGGAGAUUGGAUUUUUCAGUUUCACCAAUCAAAAAGCUGUUGUCUUACUUGAAAUCGGAUUGCUUGGAAAAUGCACUCCAACUGUUCGACGAAAUGACUAAACCAAAUACUUUUGUUUGGAACGUGAUGAUCAGGGCACUGGUUGAUUCUGAAUUAUUUGAAAAAGCUGUUGAAUACUAUUACUGGAUGAAAAUUGAAGACAUCAAACCCGAUCAUUUUACUUUUCCUUUCGUGAUCAAAUCUUGCACGGGGAUGUUUAGUUUGAAGGAAGGGCAGAAAGUUCAUUCCGCCGUUAUUAAAUUUGGACUCGAUUCAGAUGUCUACAUAUGUAAUGCACUCAUUGUUAUGUAUGCUAAGGCUGGGCGUGUCGAAGAUUCGGAGAAAGUUUUCGAGCACAUGCCUGUUAGGGAUGCAGUUUCUUGGAAUUCAAUGAUCUUUGGCUAUGUUUCAGUCGGGGAUGGUGGGAAUUCCUUGUUUUAUUUCCGGGAAAUGCAGGAACAUCAAAUGGAAGUUGACGGGUUCAGCUAUGUCGGGGCUUUAAUAGCUUGUUCGAUUGAGUGUCAUUUGCUAGGCGGGAAGGAGAUCUUCUGCCAGGUGCUUAGGAAUCGGGAUGAAUUAGACUCGAUGAUUCGGAGUUCCCUCAUCGACAUGUUUGGAAAAUAUGGCGAAGUCUAUUUAGCUGAGAAUCUAUUUUUUGGAGUUUCGGAAACAAAUGUGGUGGUUUGGAAUGCAAUGAUUGGCACAUUUGUGUCGAACGACCGAUGUUUAGUAUCGUUUUCUUGUUUGAGAAAAAUGCAGCGCGAUCACCGUGUGGCACCGGAUGUCUUCACACUAAUUAAUACGCUCCCUGCCUGCUCAAAAGUUAAAGCUCUGUCACACGGGAAAUCCAUCCAUGGAUGUGUGAUUAGAAGAGGAUUUUCGAGUCAUGUAGUGUUGGAGACAGCUUUGGUUGACAUGUAGGGUAAAUGUAGCGAAGGUAUGAAGGAAAUAAACUUGGUCACAUGGAAUGCCAUGAUUGGCGCCUAUGUACAAAAUUCGCGCAACAUAGAAGCUGUGGAAAUGUUUCGAAUUUUUUUGCACGAGUCGUGUUUACCCGAUGAAUGGAAAUUUGCGAGCAUUCUUUCAGCCUAUGCAGAAAUAGCCUUGCCGAAAGAAGGGCAGCAGGUGCACGGCUAUGUCAUUAAAUCGGGGUUUUCUUACGGUACGUUAGUAUCAAAUUCGAUUAUUCAUAUGUACGCCAAAUGUGGGAAUCUUGAGUCAGCGCGGAUCGUUUUCGAUAGGAUAGUGUUUAAGGAUGUCAUCAGGUGGGACACGACUAUGAUGUCACGGAUUUGGCGAAUGUUGCUGUUGGAUCCUGAAAUUCGGAGCUUCCAAGAACGUUCGUCGAUUUGUCGGUGUGGGUUCCGGAAGUACUCCAAAGAGCCUCUCCGUCGUCGGAUUGGAGGCGGCUCCUACGAUGGAGCCUGCACAGCUUCGAUCGUCCACAAGGCUUCGAGCCUAAACGACCGAUUUCAAUGA
Messenger RNA from Andrographis paniculata, 1686 nucleotides. RefSeq names its product pentatricopeptide repeat-containing protein At4g35130, chloroplastic-like. The record is from RefSeq and is a predicted model, not a curated record. Gene Ontology annotation, biological process: RNA modification. NCBI's taxonomy places the organism in Eukaryota, Viridiplantae, Streptophyta, Magnoliopsida, Lamiales, Acanthaceae. Gene Ontology annotation, molecular function: protein binding; RNA binding.